UGCCAGGAGUUGAUCAUCAGUAACUACUUCCAACAAGGAAUAAUGGCAAAAAAUAAAAAUUAGUGUUAGUGAUUUGGCGUUUUUCUAGUCCACCGUUUGGACACAAGUUUUUAAUUAUAAUUAUUUUUAAUUUAUUUAUUUCAAAUUGUACAUUACCACGUUUUUAAAUUAUAUAUAUACAUAUAUACAUAUAAUUUUUAUUAAUUGUAAAUAUUAUAUUUAAUUAUUUGUAAAUAAUGGCCGAUUUUGUGUACUCCGAAGCUGAGGAAAGUGAGCAUGACGACGAUGAGGAAGAGCAAAUUGAUCAUGGGCGUAAGAAAAAAGUCAAAAAGACGCUGGAUGAAAGUGAAGAAGAAGAAGAAGAUGAUGAAGAUCGGCUGAGAGAAGAGUUAAAAGAUUUAAUUGACGACAGACCGAUUGAGGAAAGUGAUGGUGAGGAUAGCGAUGCUUCCGGUGGCUCUAAGAAACGUAAGAAGAGUGACGAUGAAGACUUUGAUGACAGACUCGAGGACGACGACUAUGAUCUUAUCGAGGAAAAUUUGGGUAUUACUGUGGAACGGAAACGGUUCAAAAGACUCAAGCGAAUAACGGACGCUGAAUCGGAUGACGAAGAAGAGCAAGGCGGCGAAGCUAAAGAUGCCAUCGCUCAAGAACUAUUUACUCAUGGCGAAGGCUCUGGAGAUGAGGAUGAGCGACGCAGUGAACGAAGCCACAGACCAGAACCUGAGAUACUCGAAGGAGAAGGCAGUGAAGGAGAGUACUCAGAAGAGGAUGAUUUUAUUGUUGGUGAUGACGACAGACCCAUUCAUGAAAAACGACGGAAGAAAAAACAUAUUUUCACGGACGCAGCGCUGCAAGAAGCCCAGGAUAUCUUUGGUGUUGACUUUGACUACGAUAACUUUGAAAAAUUCGGUGAAGAUGAGUAUGAAGAGGAAGAAGACGAAGAGGAUGAUUAUGUUGAUGAUGAAGGUGGAGAGAGACCUAGAAGACACAAGAAACAGUCUAAGAAAAAACCUUCGAAAAAGACUAUAUUCGAGGUUUAUGAACCUAGUGAACUCAAACGUGGACAUUUUACUGACUUGGAUAAUGAAAUACGUAAUACAGAUAUACCUGAGAGAAUGCAACUACGUACGAUGCCGAUUACUCCAGUCCCUGAAGGUUCUGAUGAGCUGGAUCAUGAGUCAGAGUGGAUUUAUCAACAGGCAUUCUGUAGACCAACAAUUUCAAAUCAAGAUACAAAUUUGAAUAAUGAUAUGGAUGAUGGUGGUGGUAAAGGUCCCCAGACAGUGGGAAAAAUAAAAAAAGCAUUAGAUUUUAUGCGUAACCAGAACUUUGAAGUUCCCUUUAUAUCAUUUUACAGAAAAGAAUACGUUCUUCCAGAAUUAAAUAUUAAUGAUUUGUGGAAAGUAUACAAGUUUGAUGCUAAAUGGUGUCAGUUACGUCAGAGAAAAGAAAAUUUACUCCGUUUGUUUGAAAAAAUGCGGGACUUUCAAUUAGAUGAAAUUAUGAAAAAUCCUGAUGCCCCACUUCCAGAUGACAUUAGAGUUAUAAAAGAUGAAGACAUUGAGCGAUUGAAAAGCGUACAGACAAAUGAAGAAUUGAAUGAUGUUCACAAUCAUUUUAUGCUUUAUUACAGUCAUGAUAUUCCAGCGAUGCAGGAAUCUGUGCGACGUAAAGAAAAGGAAGCUAGACGUUUAGCGAGAAUACAGAAACGUAAGCAACAGCUUCUGGAGGCUGAAGAAAAUGGAGAAGAUCCACCACCUGAGGAAGAAAAUCCUGAUGAGCCAGACGAAGUUGAAGAUACUCUUAAGCAAGCUGUAAGAAGUGGCCCCUACGCACUUUGUAGACGUGCUGGACUAAAUAGUUUUGCCAAAAAGUUUGGUCUCUCCCCUGAACACUUUGCUGAAAACUUGCGGGACAAUUAUCAGCGGCAUGAAGUUGAUCAAGAACCAGUUGAACCUAGUGUGGUAGCACAAGAUUAUAUGGGGAAAUGUUUCCAAUCAACUGAUGAUGUUUUAAAAGCCGUGCAAGUAAUGGUCGCUAUUCAGUUGGCACGUGAACCACUCGUAAGAAAAUGUGUUCGUGAGAUGUAUAUGGAACGUGCCAAGCUGUCAGUACGACCAACAAAAAAAGGAUUAACUGACAUCGAUGAAAACCACCCGAUCUAUACAAUGAAAUACUUGAAAGACAAACCCGUUCGCGAUCUUGUUGGAGAUCAAUGGCUCAAGUUAGAAAUUGCUGAAAAGGAUAAACUUAUUGUAAUAACGCUUAGUGAAACUUUUGAUGGCAAUACUAGCAGUAACUAUAUUGAAGAAAUGAAGCAGCUUUACAUAAGGGAUGAAUUUUCAAAGAACGUUCAAGACUGGAAUGCUUUUCGAGUUGGCAGCGUUGAAAUGGCUUUGACGAGAUACGUUAUUCCGGAUUUGAAAAAAGAACUCCGUGCAAAUCUUUCGGCUGAGUCAAAGGAGUUCGUGAUGCGUGCUUGUUGUCGGAAAAUGUAUAACUGGUUAAAAGUAGCACCAUUCACAUGUGAAUUUCCUGAUGAAGAAGACGAAGAAUGGGACACGAGUAAAGGCGUGCGGGUAAUGGCAAUAGCAUACGUUACAGGCAUAAACGAAGCUUCUUUUUCUUGCAUUGUGUCUCCAGAUGGCGAGUGCGCAGAUAUUUUACGUUUGCCUCAUUUGCUGAUGAGAAAAAAUAGCUACAGAGAUGAUGAAAAGUUUAAAAAAGAAGCUGAUUUACUUGCAAUAAGAAAUUUUAUUCGUAAAAAUAAACCUCAUGUUAUUGUUAUUGGAGGUGAGUCUAGAGAAGCUCUUAUGAUAUCUACGGACAUAAAGGAAUGUUUGACAAUAUUAGCAGAGGAAGAGCAAUAUCCAGCAAUAACUGUUGAAAUAUUAGAUAAUGAUUUAGCUAAAAUUUACGCAGCAAGCGAAAAAGGUAAAUCUGAAUUCCGUGACUAUCCGGAUUUACUUCGUCAAGCUGUUUCGUUAGCUCGACGACUCCAAGAUCCUCUGGUUGAGUUUUCACAACUGUGCACUGCUGAUGACGAUAUCAUGUGCUUGAAGUAUCAUAGUCUUCAAAGCCAGUUAUCGGAGGAAGAAUUGAUUGAAAAUUUGUACUUGGAAUUCGUAAAUCGAGUUAAUGAAGUAGGUGUUGAUAUAAAUAAAGCUGUACAGCAAACCUAUUCAGGCAAUUUAGUCCAAUUUGUGUGUGGUUUGGGACCGCGUAAAGGUCAAGCACUGAUAAAAAUGCUCAAGCAAACAAAUCAACGUCUUGAAAAUCGUACUCAGUUAGUAACAGCCUGUCACAUGGGUCCUAAAGUAUUCAUAAACUGCGCUGGUUUUAUUAAAAUUGACACCAACAGCCUUGGAGACAGUACAGAGGCUUAUGUUGAAGUAUUGGACGGCUCAAGAGUACAUCCUGAAACAUAUGAGUGGGCUCGUAAAAUGGCUGUCGAUGCUUUGGAGUACGACGACGAAGAUGCUAAUCCAGCUGGUGCAUUGGAAGAGAUUCUCGAAUCACCUGAGAGGCUAAAAGACUUAGAUUUGGAUGCAUUUGCUGAAGAAUUAGAAAGACAAGGCUUUGGUAAUAAAUGUGUUACGCUCUAUGACAUCAGAUCUGAGUUGAAUUGUCGUUACAAAGAUCUCAGGACGCCGUACCAAUCUCCAACUCCCGAGCAACUCUUUGACAUCCUGACUAAAGAAACACCAGAGACAUUUUACAUUGGUAAACUUGUAUCAGCAACUGUAGUUGGUAUCAGUCACAAAAAACCACAAGGUGAUCAAUUGGAUCAAGCUAAUCCAGUGCGAAAUGACGAGACUGGGCUGUGGCAAUGUCCAUUUUGUUUGAAAAAUGAUUUUCCCGAAUUGUCUGAGGUAUGGAAUCACUUUGAUGCUGGUGCGUGUCCUGGUAAAGCAAUCGGUGUUAGAAUUGUUUUAGACAAUCCCAAUAUAUCUGGUUAUAUUCACAUUAAAAAUAUAUCUGACAGUCACGUUGUAAAUCCUGAAGAAAGAUUGAGAAUCCGCCAAACGAUACAUGUCCGUAUUAUUAAAAUAGAAGUUGAUAGAUUCAGUACGCAGUGCUCGUGUAAAAGUUCUGAUUUAAGUGAUAAAAAUAAUGAGUGGAGACCAACUAAAGACCCAUACUACGACACUGAAGCUGAACAGCAGGAUACUCAAUAUGUCCAAGAUUUCAAGAAGAAAAAACAGCAACAGACUUACGUCAGAAGAGUUAUUGUACAUACGUCAUUUCAUAAUGUAAGUUAUGAUGAAUGUGAAAAAAUGAUGAAAACUCUCAGACAGGGCGAGGUCAUAAUACGACCCAGUAGUAAAGGAUCUGACCAUUUGGUGGCCACAUGGAAAGUUACUGAUGACAUUUAUCAGUAUAUUGAUAUAAAAGAGGAAGAUAAAAUAAACGAUUUUACUCUAGGACGUCGUUUGAUGAUUGGCAAUAACGAAUAUGAAGAUCUUGAUGAAAUCAUAGCAAGUCACAUAAAUCCAAUGGCUGCUUACGCUGCAGAAUUGCUUGAUUUCAAAUAUUACAAGCGUGGCAUCGACGGCAUAAAAGAAAAAGCUGAAGAAGUACUCAAAGAACAAAAAAGAGAAAACCCCGGAAGUAUUCCUUAUAUUAUAUCAGCAUGUAAAAAUCGUCCUGGUAAAUUUUUACUGUCGUAUCUUCCACGAACAUCCUGCUCUCACGAGUACAUCACAGUUUCGAAAGACGGUUUUCGAUACCGUUCCGAAACAUUUGCACGUGUCGAUAAACUCGUCGGUUGGUUCAAAAAAAAUUUCCGUAACCCGAUACCAGGUCAAAUUACACCGAGUACUCCACGUGGAGCUGUUACUUCCCGGACACCGUAUCAUUCUACUCCUGGAGUUGGUAGUAUGAACCAAGAAGCAAUACAGCGAGUUGCACAAAAUCUUCCACAUCAUAUGUUGCACUCGCUUUCGCAAGUCGCGAAUCAGACGCCACACUAUCCACCACAUACUCCUGGUGCUACUGGGGCUACUGGAUACGGUAUGCACACUUACCCUAACACUCCGUACACGCCUUCAGGUCAGACGCCAUUCAUGACACCCUACCAAACGCCCCAUCACACUCCUCAUCAUUCCCAGCCUACUCCACGAUAUGGACAACAAACACCCAGUCAUCAGUUUGUUCAUCCUGGUCCUCCAGUUAGUCAGAAUACUCAUCACAGGAUAUCCAUGUCCCACCGAUCCUCCACUUCUUACGGCCAAGGUUCUGAAGAAGAAUGGAAGAAGGCUGCUGAGGACUGGGCGAGACAAAAACAGUCCACCCCAAGGGGAUCGACUCCAAGAUACGAUGACAUGAGACAACCAUCUCGUGAGUAUGCAGAUACAGGCAGAUCAACGCCUCGCAACCGUCAUUCAUCACACGGUUCAGCACGAACCCCAUCAUACCGAUCACCUCGAGGAACGCCAAACACUAACUCAAGUCCUCGGAGCAUGUCGCUCAGUGGUGAUGGGACACCUCUUUACGACGAGAGCUAGAUAUAUUUUUAAUUAUUAUGUUAUACAAUCGAUCAUGUACAAUUAUUAUUAAUUUAUAGUUAUUUUUUUUUUGCCUAACGACUAAAUAACUAAUUUUAUUGUAUCCAUUUGUAAUCGAAUUUUUUUAGGAUCAAACGAACGUAAUGUAAUUUAUAUAUUAUUAUUUAUGUAUAUUAUUAUUAAAAUUAUUAAGAAUUUUAAUUAAUAUUAAUAUUAAGUUUUAAUUUAUGUAUCUAAUAUGCAUACAACUAAUUUUUAUUUUUUUUUCUC
Molecule: messenger RNA, 5780 nt
Organism: Microplitis demolitor
Lineage: Eukaryota; Metazoa; Arthropoda; Insecta; Hymenoptera; Braconidae
Gene: Spt6
Product: transcription elongation factor SPT6
Exons: 5
Coding region: 237-5510 (1757 amino acids)
Biological process (GO): positive regulation of transcription elongation by RNA polymerase II; nucleosome organization; transcription elongation-coupled chromatin remodeling
Cellular component (GO): transcription elongation factor complex
Molecular function (GO): DNA binding; histone binding; nucleosome binding
Source: RefSeq, a predicted model, not a curated record